Messenger RNA from Cucurbitaria berberidis CBS 394.84, 1608 nucleotides. Its product is annotated as major facilitator superfamily transporter. Lineage: Eukaryota; Fungi; Ascomycota; Dothideomycetes; Pleosporales; Cucurbitariaceae. The record is from RefSeq and is a predicted model, not a curated record. Gene Ontology annotation, molecular function: transmembrane transporter activity. The transcript is spliced from 6 exons. Gene Ontology annotation, biological process: transmembrane transport. Gene Ontology annotation, cellular component: membrane. Bases 1 to 1608 code for a protein of 535 amino acids.
AUGGCUUCUAAGACAGCGCCGCUUGAAGAAAACGUAGGAAGGAAAGAUCUUGAUCAUACCGUACCAGCGGGCGUUGUGAACGGCGUCGAUGUCUCGGCGGAAAAGCAGUCAUGGAGGAGCUAUCUGUGGGAUUCGUGGGACAAGUCCCCAGAGGAACGAAGAUUGAUCCUCAAGCUUGACCUGACAUUGAUGACAUUUGGCUGUCUCGGAACCUUUAUCAAAUACAUCGACCGCUCCAACAUCAACUCCGCCUUCGUCUCGGGCAUGAAAGAAGAUCUCUCCCUCUACGGCAACGAACUCAACUACGCAAACACCGCCUUCAGCAUCGCGAACAUCAUCGGUCUCUGGCCCUGCAACCUACUGCUCACCAAAUCGAACCCCAAGUGGUUUAUCCCGUUCCUAGAGAUAGGGUGGACGAUAUGCACCUUUGCGCAGGCAGGCAUGAAGACGCCGAUGCAGAUGUACGUGCUGCGGACGCUUGUAGGGCUGUUUGAAACAGGGCAUUACUCGGCUGUUGUUUACCUUUGCGGAGGCUGGUAUCAGAAGUCGGAGCUGGCUAGGAGACUUGCUAUUAUCAAUGCUGCGACCGCGAUUGGGCCCAUGUUCAGCUCUUACUUGCAAGCUGCUGCUUACAAUGGGUUGAGCGGCGUGCAUGGAAUGGCGGGUUGGCAAUGGUUGUUCAUCAUCGACGGAGUCAUCUCUAUUGGUGUCAUCAUCCCGCAGUGCUUUCUAUACCCAGACGUUCCCGCGCGUCAGAAGCCCGACUUCGUAUUCUCUGAGCGGGAGAUCGAGCUGGCCCGGGACAGGAAUCCCCGUGAAGGGCGUGUCAAGCAAGGGAAAUUCACCAAGAAGCAACUCAAGCGCUGGCUCCUCACUCCCGAUAUCUGGCUCCUCUGGGUAAUAUCAAUCUGCAACUCUAUUGGCAACCAGCCUUCAAACUCGAUGGCCUUUUGGCUGAAGGCUUGGAACAAGAUCCAACCACACUCCUACACAGUCGCGCAAAUCAACAACUACACGACGCCCAUACAAGCCGUUACCAUUGUCGUCACGUUGAUCAUGGCCUGGUCGAGCGAUACGUGGCUCAAAGGCCGGCGCUGGCCUAUGCUCGUUCUGGGCGGCACAAUCAACGGGAUCGUGUGUAUCUUGCUGGCAGCCACGCCUGUGUUUCCGCACAACCGCGCUUUCAGAUGGUUUUUGUACUAUCAGACGGGGUGGGCGCAGGCUAGUAAUAGUAUGUUCUGGGCGUGGACUCAGGAUACGCUCGCUGGUGAUCCGGGGACGAGGGCUUGGGCCUCUGCGGGACUGAACGUUUGGGCGUGGACUUUCAUUGCUACUGUGCCUCUCGGGGUGUUCAAAACUACUGACCAACCAGCUGUUGUGGCUGGAAACUGGACUGCAGCGGGUUUCUGCUUUUUGCUUGCUUUUACGGCGGUUGCUUUGGCGUAUCUACAACAUUCAAGAGCGAAGAAUCAAGGGGAUUCAACGUAUGAGAACGAGGAACUUGAAAGCAGUUCGGAUCGUAUAGGGUCUAAGGAUGGUGUUCCUAUUCCGAGUGUGGACGCUACGAAGAGUUCUGGCACUUUUAUUACGACUGAGGCUCGCGCUUAG